GCCUUGUUGUGACAAAACUGGUCAUAAGGUAGUCAGCUAAGGCCAUACCUGAUACACUUUCCAAUCAAAGCCUGCAAUUGACUGGGUCCGAUAUAGGAAUAUAUUUUUACAUGUGCCAAUUUUGGAACGUGAUAUUUCCCUUUUUUUUAAUUUUUUUUUACUUCAUUGUAGUGUGAAACUCAAUCUACAAUCAUGAAUAUCGACAAAGGUUUUCUGAAUGUAUUAAUAUUAAGCACGGGCUUUAUGUUGGUGUUUUCUGCUUUUCAAACAAUGGGAACAAUCGAGCAAUCUGUCCUGAUUAGCAUCAAGGAAGAAGACCCAACAUUCACGGGAAGUGGCUACACAAGCUUGGCCAUAAUCUAUGCAGUAUUUGCGACUUUUAACUGGUUAGCACCAUCCUACAUUUCCGUGACUGGACCCCGGAUAUCAAUACUUUCUGGUGCUUUGUGCUACACCUUCUUCAUAGCCACGUUUCUUUGGCCACAAACGACCCUGCUCUACGUAGCAUCUGCAAUCGUAGGCAUUGGUGCUGCUCUGAUGUGGACAGGUCAUGGACAGUACCUCACAGAAAACAGUGACGCAGAAACAAUGACUCGAAAUUCUGGUCUUUUUUGGGCCAUAUUUCAACUUUCCCUCUUCGGAGGGAAUAUUUGCGCUUUUUUUGCCUUCACAGAGCCGACUAUCAGCGAAUCAAAAAGAAAAAUGGUCUUUGAAGUGCUAACUGCUCUUGCUGUGAUUGGUACAGGAGUUUUGCUCUUUAUGAGGAGCUCACCACAGAUGCUGGUCUUGGGUGAAGCUGAAGGUGUCUCCAGUGCUGAUAAGGAACUACGCAUACCAGAUAAGCCAAGAGAAAAACCCUUGAUGGCUGCCUGGCAUGCGAUGAGAGAUGCAUUCCAACUCUUCAUUACUCCCCAGAUUUUGCUUCUAUCGAUGACAUUCAUUUACACUGGUCUGGAGCUUACCUUCUUCUCUUCUGUUUAUCCGACGAGUAUUGGAAACUCGGAACAAAUGGGAGAAUAUCGUAAGAGAUACGUCCCUCUUGCAGGAAUUUGUAUAGGAGUUGGAGAAGUCCUUGGUGGAGCAAUUUUUGGCAUUCUUGGAUCUAAGACAAAAGCUUUUGCUGGCUGGCCGGUUGUCCUCACCGGAUUUGUGAUGCACAUAUUCGUCUUUAUUGUCGUCCUAUUGAAUCUAUCGGAUGAUUCUCCCAUUAAGGACACUGCAGAAAUUGGCUACAUCAAGCCUUCUCCAGCCUUAGCCUUAGUUGGAAGUCUGGUUCUCGGGUUUGGAGAUGCCUGUUUCAAUACGCAGAUAUAUUCUCUUCUCGGACUCCUUUACUCAACAGAAAGCGCACCAGCUUUUGCACUCUUCAAAUUCUGCCAAUCAGUAGCAGCUGCUGCCAGCUUUUUCUAUAGCAGCCACUUCGGUUUACACAUUCAGCUAGCAAUUUUAAUGCUAACACUAUUCUUCGGAACUGCAGCCUUUUGCGUAGUCGAUUUGAGAAACAAAAGAGUUAAUGAGAACUCUCUGUCUGUAAUAGAUACUACUCAAACUGAUGAAUCUAGUAUUAGUGAAUGCACAUAAAUAUUUAUGCAUUUUUUUAUAUAUUUAUAGUAAUUAAAUCAUACGUUAUAUACCCAGUUAUUAUUUAAUAAGUAUACUUUUAACAGUAUUAGAUUCUUUGAAAAAAGUGAAGCAAAAAUGUCCUCUUUGAAAAUUUGGUCAGAUGCAACCCUCGAUUUUAUUGUUGUUGAGAAAUCUACUGUUAGAAUUUGUAUAUUUAUUCGAUAAUUUUUCUGCAUAUUAUAUUGAUACGCAGUUUAUUGUUUUUGGUUAUCUUGACAUCAAGUGUAAGUGCAAGAAUAAUUAAGUUUGUAAUAUAUUGAUCUAAAGUACCCUGAUAAUUAUAAUACUUUAUCAUUAUUAGUGUGUGCCAAUAAAUAAAGUUUCGAAAUUCGUAUCACACUAGAGGUGAGGCUUUUUGUGUGGUACGAUUGGUAUUUUAAUUA
Messenger RNA from Belonocnema kinseyi, 2006 nucleotides. Its product is annotated as UNC93-like protein MFSD11. The transcript has 3 exons. The coding region runs from base 193 to 1581 and encodes 462 amino acids. Lineage: Eukaryota; Metazoa; Arthropoda; Insecta; Hymenoptera; Cynipidae. The record is from RefSeq and is a predicted model, not a curated record.